Molecule: messenger RNA, 4271 nt
Organism: Magallana angulata
Lineage: Eukaryota; Metazoa; Mollusca; Bivalvia; Ostreida; Ostreidae
Exons: 3
Coding region: 445-4020 (1191 amino acids)
Source: RefSeq, a predicted model, not a curated record
AAGUUUUUAUUUGACCUUGUUUAUUUUCAUUAAGCCAGUUUUGAUAUUUUUCUACUUUUAAAUGUUAAGUUAGUUGAAAAAGGUUUUUGGCUUGAUUAUUCAUUUUGUUGAUUAGUUAAAUUUAUUUUUAACAAGUUUCAUAACUGACACCAGGCGGCAUAAGCGUUUUUAUAUUCUCUUUAUAAAACCGGAAAUGGUUAUUCCGUUUUGGUUUUUCAUUUUACUAUUUCUUUAAACAAUGCCGCGUGAAACGUCUACAUCAGUCGCUAGUCCCAAACCUUUUGGACCGGAUUUAGUGACUAAGGGUCCUCCACUGCCAAGCGAGUUGCUAUUCCCCGUACUUAUAGUGUCGCAAAGUCAUAACAUCAAUAACAUCUUAAACACGACGCGACAAAUUGGUGGAGUUCCGAAACCCGGAGGAUAAAUCUGAAAGACAGAUCAACAAUGCCAGCCCCGGCAAACAGAGAGGAAGACACAAGCACUAUGCAAACCCAUGACCAACAUGAGGACAUCGAUCAUUUAAAACGAAUACUGGAGGAGAAGGAAAAAGAGAUUGAAGCCCUCCGACAAGAGAACGAGGAAAUUCAGUUCCAAGACUUGGAAAACAGGCGGAGAGACCGUUGGCAGAUUGAAGACCGAGAGGAGGAGAUUAUACGCCUCCAAAAUGCCAUCCAGAACCAAAGACCAGAAACAAACACCGUGACAGCGUCCUCACCAAAGGUUAAACUGGAGAGUUACGAUGGACGCUCAUCCAUCAUCCACUGGUGGGUCAAGUUUAUGACAUUUAUUAGUUUACAGAAAUGGUCAGAGAAAGUGGCGAUUGACACCUUGCCAUUUUAUCUAAAAGGCGCCGCAGAGUCCUGGUUUUAUUCUGUGGAUGACGGAGUAAAGCAGUCCAUCUCAACCAUCAAACAAGCUAUUCAUAAUCGAUUUCAAGAAUCAUCCAGAAAUCGACUAGAAUUGAUGGAUGUGAAACAGAAAACAACCGAGUCAGUCGAGGAUUUUAUACAUAGGGUGACUCAAAUGACAACAGACAGACGCGUGGACCAGGAAUGGCUGAUCACAGUAAUCAUCAAUGGACUAAAACCGGACAUAGGAGCAGACGUAAUUAAGGUGGACCCGAGGACCCUGGAAGAACUGAGGAACGUGGCCAUCAGAUCUGAGGUCGCAGAGAGGAGACGCAACAACUCUACCACCAUUCAGGAGAACACCAACCUUGCGCUCCUCAAUGCUUUGCAAGACAUAAGGGAUGAUUUGAAGUCCAACAAUCAGCAACCACCUCAAUACCAACAACAACCCAGACGAUCUGGAAGACAGAGACCACCACACCCAGGCUUUCAUCAUCAGCAGCCGCAGCAACAACCCUGGUGGCCAGACUUUCAACAACCCCAGUGGCAGCAAUCUCGGUGGACAGAUCAACAACAACCUCGGUGGUCAGCACAGCCGCAACAGCAACCUGAAUGGCAAGAACCUGAUUGGCAGCAACCUCAGGGGCAGCAACAUCAGUGGCAGCAACCCCAGUGGCAGCAUGGACCACGGCCCGCCGGACCUCCUCAUCAUGGACCUCGCAGACCAGCCCAGUCCUACCACAAGAAGGGGAACUUUGGAAUUCAACAUUACAUGUUUGGGAUAUUCAUGGUCCUUUCCUUGUGUAUGGUGAUGGUGGAAUCAAGUAAAGUGGACACAUCAGCUUCUGAGGUCGUACAGCGAAUCAACUAUGGGGUCAUCUUUCAGGAACAGUCAAGUCUAAUGCUAGCUCAAGAAUAUUGGCUCCAUACCUUUCAUAUUCCUCUACCAACCAGGUUUCAUGUGAACAAAGUACCAUUUUGUAAUCUAAGUAGUACUCACCAAAUUACCUCUUGCCUAUUACUUAACAAUCUGGCUAACUUCAUCCAUGGUUUACAUGAACAAACUCUUUUGAAUUUUAAUGAAACUAUUAGAUCCAUUCAUAACAUGAUCCCUCAAACCAAAAUUACCAGUAAUCAACGUCAAUCAAGAUCUUUAUUACCCUUUAUUGGUUCAUUGUCAAAAAGCAUAUUCGGAACAGCAACCAUGGAUGAUGUUAAUAUCUUAGCAGGUCAUAUUAACGCUUUAAAUCACAAAACUGAAAGAUUAGCUGUUGCCUUACAACAACAUGGUGCACAUCUUUCUUCUUUCAUUUCACUAACAGAUAAACGCAUGAAAAACUUAGUGCAUGGAAUCAAGGCUAACUCUGACUAUAUCACAAAAGUAGCUUCUGAAUUCAAUAACAAACUCUUUGAUCUUGAAAAUGCUUUUGUUAACGUUUCGGAAAUUCUUACUAACCAGGUAAACCAAGCUACUCUUCUUAGAUCUCAAUUUACCAAGUUAGAAAAUUCAGUUGAAAGUCUUUUAGAAGGAAAAAUCAGUCCAUUUCUUAUUCCUAAACACUUAUUGUCAGAAAUCAUCGCCAAUAUUCGGCACAAACUUCAAAAAUCUUAUCAAAAAUUUUAUUUAAUUCAAUUGGAUGCUUCAUUUUAUUACUCAAGUGGUAAAUUCAUUUUUGCGCGCCACCACAAUGAUUUGUUUGUAACAGUCAAGUUCCCCAUUUCUUCUCAAAGACUUCCACUGAAACUGUAUAAGGUCAUUAGUUUACCUGUUCCCACCUCAGAAAAUGUAACAUCUAACAUGCAAGCUACCCAAUUGUUGUCCCUCCCAGAUUAUUUUGCCAUCACCCCACACCAUGAUUAUUUUAUUUCACUACAGUCAAAUGAGUUGACUGAUUGCAUUCAUUCGAGUUCAUCCAUAUUGUGUUUGUCUAAUUGGCCGCAGUCACCUAUCACAGUACCAGAUUGUACUAUGGCGUUGUUUGCGAACAAUGUUAGACAGGUCAAGGAGUUAUGUAAUUUUAGGUAUCUUCAGUCGGUGCUGAAAUCAAAUAUCAUAGAGUUGUCCCCAACUUCAGUUUUGUUGUAUAAUACACCCACAGUGGUCCUGGAUUGUCCACAGGAGAAGAAAAUUUUGAAGGGUUGUGCAUUUUGUGUACUGCAUAUUCCAUGUAGAUGUUCGUUAUCUACAGAGGCAUUGUUCUUUGCACCAAGAUUGGUCAGUUGUUAUGAAAAGUUAUCAAAUUAUUCUGUCAUUCAUCCUGUCAACUUAGCAUUGCUACAACAGUUUUUUGAUGAAUCUUCUUUACAACAGAUUUAUGGCAAUACAUUUUUUCCAACACCUGUCAACAUGUCCAUACCUAAGUUCACAUUUUUCAAUCACACUAUCAGGGAUGUGUUAGCCAAUGAUCACAAGGCCCAUUUGAAUUUGAAGAAAAUAGCCUCUGCUGUUAAGAAUGAUCAGAAAAUCUUUAAAUCUCUUGCUGAACCAUUAUUAGAUGGACAAAUUCAAAUUCCUCAAGAAUGGCCCAAUACCUCAGACAUCAUUACAUUAGUUUCUCUGAUUUUGGCAGGUAUAUGCUUAGCAUUAUGCAUUGCACUAUGUAUCAAGGUACGGAAAAUUUGCACUACAUUGUUAAUUUUGAAGGAGGUACAGCAUGCAGCUUCUCAAAAUGUUCCCUCUUUUAUCUAUAGACAGCCCACUAGUCAAACCCAGGUUGAGGAGACUUCUGAUGUGUUUAUUGAAUUUACUUGGGUACAUGCUUCAGUCAUUAUUUCGGUCAUUGUUUUGGUCAUCCUUUUAAUUGUGAUGUAUCUUUUGUACAAAUCUAAGUCGCACAAGGGAUCAAUCAUAGCACUAGAGUUAACCUCAGGUGGAGAUUGUGUCAUAGUUCCAAUUACACAGUUGUCUCUUUGCCCAUCAUACUAUGUCAUUACAAAACCAACCAUUUCAGAUAUCUCUGCAUCAAAUUUCCCUUCCUGCAAAAUCAUUGCGAAAUGGUCCAAAUUUUCUGUCACUGACAAACAAACUCAAACAACAAUCAAAAUUCCUCACAAAUUCUCUGUCAACCCUUGGUUACAUUACAAAGUAAGCAAAAUUCUUCAACAACCUUUCAGAGCUUAUGUCAUAAUCAUUCACAACAGAUAUGCAUUCCACUUGCAAGAUACACAGUAAAUAUUUAGGGCAACUUCUUUUAAUGACCACAAAAAAAAAAAAAAAGAUUAAAUUCAGUUUAAAUUCUCAUUAUUCUUUUUGGAUAUAAUUUUUUUUUGUUUCAAACCGUACAGAAUCACAAAACUUUGCCAAUUGGCUCUUAUUGUUACAUGUACUAACAUUUUUUUUUCCACUCUCUAUGAAUUAAUAAACUAAACAGCAACAAUUUUUUCCCAUCUCAACCUCUCCUAACUUCUAACAUUUUGUUUCCU